AUGGCUAAAGCUGAUAAGAAGAAGUACUCUGGUGCGACGACAAAUAAGCAAGUUGCGGCUGAGAAGCACUUGACAUCUGUUUUCAAGUUCAAUACUGAUCUUGGUCAGCAUAUCUUGAAAAAUCCACUGGUUGCACAAGGUAUUGUUGAUAAGGCUCAGAUCAAACCUUCUGAUAUAGUUUUAGAAGUUGGUCCUGGUACAGGUAACUUGACUGUUCGUAUUC
This is a messenger RNA of Ogataea philodendri, 223 nucleotides long. RefSeq lists its product as uncharacterized. Gene Ontology annotation, molecular function: rRNA (adenine-N6,N6-)-dimethyltransferase activity. The transcript has a single exon. The annotation marks the transcript as partial. Gene Ontology annotation, biological process: rRNA methylation. Gene Ontology annotation, cellular component: mitochondrial matrix. The record is from RefSeq and is a predicted model, not a curated record. Lineage: Eukaryota; Fungi; Ascomycota; Pichiomycetes; Pichiales; Pichiaceae.